Molecule: messenger RNA, 4956 nt
Organism: Microtus oregoni (creeping vole)
Lineage: Eukaryota; Metazoa; Chordata; Mammalia; Rodentia; Cricetidae
Gene: Fbxo32
Product: F-box protein 32
Exons: 9
Coding region: 217-1284 (355 amino acids)
Biological process (GO): protein ubiquitination
Cellular component (GO): nucleus; cytoplasm; SCF ubiquitin ligase complex
Molecular function (GO): protein binding
Source: RefSeq, a predicted model, not a curated record
GCGCAGCAUUCCCGGAGUCCGACGCUAUAGGAAACCCUUCCCAGCGCCUGCGCCCACCCCAGACCCGCAGUCCUCCACACCAGUUCCCCACACUUGUCCCAGUCGCCGCCUGAGUUCACCCAGCAUCUUUCCAGCGCGGCGCAUCCCCGGGGCCAGCCAGGCCGGUCCCCGGCUAUCAAUCCAUCCUGCCCGUCGGUCGCGUCCGCACUCGGUGCCAUGCCGUUCCUUGGGCAGGACUGGCGGUCCCCGGGCCAGAGCUGGGUGAAGACAGCCGAUGGCUGGAAGCGCUUCCUGGAUGAGAAAAGCGGGAGCUUCGUGAGCGACCUCAGCAGUUACUGCAGCAAGGAUGUGUACAAUAAGGAGAAUCUUUUCAACAGCCUGAAUUAUGAUGUUGCAGCCAAGAAGAGAAAGAAGGACAUUCUGAACAGCAAAACCAAAACUCAGUAUUUCCAUCAAGAAAAAUGGAUCUAUGUUCACAAAGGAAGUACUAAAGAGCGCCAUGGGUACUGCACUCUGGGGGAGGCUUUCAACAGACUGGACUUCUCAACCGCCAUCCUGGAUUCCAGAAGAUUCAACUAUGUAGUAAGGCUGUUGGAACUGAUAGCAAAGUCACAGCUCACAUCCCUGAGUGGUAUCGCCCAGAAGAACUUCAUGAACAUCUUGGAAAAAGUUGUGCUGAAAGUCCUUGAGGACCAGCAAAACAUAAGACUCAUAAGGGAACUUCUCCAGACCCUCUACACGUCCUUAUGCACACUGGUCCAGAGAGUUGGCAAGUCUGUGCUGGUGGGCAACAUUAACAUGUGGGUGUAUCGGAUGGAGACCAUUCUACACUGGCAGCAGCAGCUGAGCAGCAUCCAGAUCACCAGGCCUGCCUUCAAAGGCCUCACCUUCACGGAUCUGCCUGUGUGCUUGCAACUGAACAUCAUGCAGAGACUGAGUGAUGGGCGGGACCUGGUCAGCCUGGGCCAGGCAGCCCCAGACCUUCUUGUGCUCAGUGAGGACCGGCUGCUGUGGAAGAGACUCUGCCAGUACCACUUCUCAGAACGACAGAUCCGCAAGCGAUUAAUCUUGUCGGACAAAGGACAGCUGGAUUGGAAGAAGAUGUAUUUUAAGCUGAUCCGAUGUUACCCAAGGAGAGAGCAGUAUGGGGACACCCUGCAGCUCUGCAGACACUGCCACAUCCUCUCCUGGAAGGGCACUGACCACCCGUGCACAGCCAACAACCCGGAGAGCUGCUUGGUCUCACUCUCCCCGCAGGACUUCAUCAACUUGUUCAAGUUCUGAAUCCCACCUCAAGACGGCACUUCACAAGCCCCCCCCCCCCCCCCCCUCACUCCCCGCUGAUCGGAUGGCUGGGAAUUCGGAGACUUCCUUUGUAAAUAGUGUACCUUGUAAGCACUGGCUUGAAACUUGUGAGCGAAGUCCCUGAGAAGACGGUGGAGGGAAGGGACGAAGCUGCCGAUGGGGACUUACAAAUGUGAACUGCGCACUAGAACUGGUACGGAAACGCGGAAAUACUGUAAAUAGACUUUUUCUUCUCCCCCAAGAAUUUGCCAGCGAGACUCUAAGGGCGAGAACUCUCUGUCUGCCGUGAAAAACGGAGCCCUCCUGAUGUUCAUGGAAACUUCCUAGUUCCCUAGGAAGGAAAAAAAGACACAAAACUCAAAUACCAGACAGAACCCUCUGUUUACAAUGUGAUGAUGUUGUUAGGACAAAAUGAGGAAGAAGGAGAAUGAAUGCUGCAGCUGAGGAAGCCUUGGGCUUUGGGUUUCAAUUUGGGAUUUGUUGAAUGGGAUUUGUUGAACAGGCGAAGAAGUCCACCCAUUGGACACCUACGCAGGCAUAAGGCCUGAUCCUACGAAGAUGCCACACAAUGGUCUACCUCUGAAAGCGUAGCUUGCUCUCUGGCAGCAUGCACUAUCUAGCAGGCAAUGUCUGUGUUUCAUGUAAGUUCUUUCAUCUGUAAAGAGAUCUGAGAUGGGAAGGCUAUUAGAAACAACCUUGGUUCUGACUUCCCUUCCCUUCUUUGUUCCCAGUCUACACCUUCUUUCCUUCCAUGUUGUAGCUCAUGUACAGAAACAGAAGGCCAGCCUAAGAACAGCUCCAGCAGAAGACACGAAGAACUAGAAUUGGGCACCUGUAGAUGGUGGCUUGGCGCUUCUGAUUUAACUCUACUCUCCUCUAGCUUAACUUCUGGGCUUGUCUGGUCUUCCAUGGGUGUCGUCAUGGAUUAGUGAACUUAGUGGAGUCUAAGAACUGAGGCUUGAGAGAGACAUUUUUCACACCAGCCAAUUAAGCAUUCUGAUAGCUGCUGCUUCCCCUUGGUGGGGUGUGGAGCUGAGGCUCUUUCUGUUCUUUAGGUUUAGCAUCGAACUUGAGUCAUCCUGAAUGGGGACUUUUCACAUGCGUGAUUUAAAAGGAAGCCUGGAGUUCCAGCUAGAUAGGGAGCUGAGUUCAUCUUAAGCUUGUUUCAAGACUGAGUUAAAACAAAGAGAGGCAAAAGACAAAGGAUCCCAGGGGGUCUUGCAAAGCAGAGAUAUGAACACUGUGGAAGAAAGCAAAUCUCAGGACUUCAGGAGUUAAUUCCUGGGGUGGGGGAAAUGUUAUUUUUUACUUUUUAUAGAUUGUUGCUUUUCUACAAUGUACAUAUAUUUGCAGUUGUAUUUGCUUUUUUAAAAAAAAAUCUCCAAAUAAAACUACCACUAUGCACAUCCUUGGUAAAUAAUCAGAAGUAGGAAUGUGUCCACAUAGAUGUUAAGUGAGGGAUUGUGUAACCUGAAGCACUGAUGCUUGGGGUGGUCCUCGAAGGAAAGGAAAGGUGACCGAGCAUACAUAGAAACAAGAGACAGUCAACACCUCUGCCUUCAGUAAUAGAGUACGCUCAGGUCAGUGCCGCGUGGGCAGAUGAAGUCUGCAGGGUUCCCUGGUUUGCAGUAUCUGUACUUACACCAAAAGUUCUCCAUAUUUCCUUCUUCCUUGAGGGAGAAAUUAAGUUGAAUUCAGAGGCCCGUAAUGAGGAAAGGGAACUGUAAAAGAACAAGAUUUGAUGUAUAAAGCUGAACUUUAGAUACUACAAACCUGUAACAGCUAGGAGUUUUUCUAUUUGGUUUUGUGGGUUUUUUUAGUUUUUUGCUUUUUUUUAACUUUUCUCCCCAGAAUUAUUUUUACAUUAAGGGCUUAGACUAGGAAAGAAAGGAAAGGAAAGGAAAGGAAAGGAAAGGAAAGGGAAGGAAGGAAGGAAGGAAAGAAGGCAGACGUUUUUUCCAUAAUUGUCAGACUCUCUACAAUACCUCACCUUCUGUAAGUGGGGUGGAGCUGGGUCUGCCAUUGCUAUGGAAAGCUCUGGAAACAGUGACUCUAAGUGACACUGUUAGGGUUAGGGGAUCAUGGCCUUUCACAUGUUCUUAUCAGCUUGUUACCACCGCUUUUUCAAGUUGUUUAGAGAUGGAAAGUUGUUGGGACCUUGGGGUUUAUUUACAGUUACAGCAACUUUGCCUACUUUGAACUGCCAGCAGAAAACUGGUGAGCCAGUCUCAUGGAGUGCCAACAAUGCACAAGGCAUACAUCCUACAUGCCCCAGGCAACCAUCUGUCUCUGUGUAAAAUGACCCUGACCCCAAGCAGUGAGGUCCCAGCUUUUUGAAAUGUUGGCUAGGUGCCUGUAGAUCCUCCAUGAACCUUGGUGUCAUUGGAUAUGGUAUGUGACACAGCCAAAGAAUUGAUUUAAAAGGAAAAAGGAGCAUGUAUGGGUCACUUUCAUUGGUUAGUAGAAAAUAGGAAGGAUUGGCAGGUGGAGAGGGAGUGGGGGAGGAGUAGUAAUGGAACAUCUUUGAUGUCGUGUAGCAGGGAGGAGCAAUGGAGAGAAGAGCAGGCAAGAUAUCCAUAUUAGGGCAUGGCUAGAGCCUCACAUACAAAUGACCGGACUUAAAAAGUGUUGCUCCUAGAACAGGAAUAAGUCUAUAGAAUUCCUCUUGGCAAACCCACCCAGGACUCCCAGACCUAAGACACAAAAACCUGGCUACAAAAGUGAGAGGGGCGUGGAUAUAGAAAUUGCUAGAAGAAUUUUUUCCAACACAAAGAAAAAAUCUGUUUUCUCUCUCCUACUGUACCCUCCUGUCCCUCCUUUGCAUGCUGUAAAACAGAACUUGAGUUAUGCCCACCCUGAAGUCAUUCAGGCAGCAAGAGAGGAAAAGGUUCUUUCCAAGUCAUAUGAGCAAACCCAGGGAGAUGGUGAAUCAAAACUUACUUAAGAACAAUCAGCUGAGAGUCUCUGAAGAGAGAGAACCAUUCCAUAUAGAGUUUAGGAAUGUUCCUUUUAAAGCAAGAGCCGGUAAAAAAAAAAAAAUCAGCCCAGUGAUACUGCCAACUAGCUCGGGUCAUUACUCAGCGUGGUUGAAUGGACAGGAGUGUCAGUCGAAUGGGGGAAAAGGGGUGGCAGAAAGAAUCCGAAGCCACAAGGUGGGAUCCCGAGCCCAUCAGCUAGGAGAACUUUCUGACUAGUAAUGACCAGUUUCAGGUGGAAGUGGUCUGGACAAGAUACUUGCGCUGCAAAAGCUCUCAGCUGACGAUCCCAUCUCCUUGUGACCAUGAAGCCAGCUUGUGGGUGGCUCAUCCCUGUGGCCUCACAACGUGAGGAGGCUGCUCUUGACACAGAUGCCUUAUUUUUAUUGUUUACCAUGGAAGAGAAAAGGUUGGGAAUUUGGUUUGUCUAAGCAGUUGGUAUGAUUCACAGAGAGAGAAGGAGAGAGAAGUCGCCGCAGGAGACGUUUAGCGGUAUAUGGUUCUCGGCGUUGGAAACAAUGUUUAUUAUAAAACACGCACCUGGGUUUAUAUUUUUCUGCCUGGCUGUGGGGCAAUAACAUCUUGCUGUGAAAACACUCUAAAUUUUAUGUGUGAAUUUUUGACUGUAAUUUUAUGUGUGCAUUUUUUAACUAAACUCUAUCAUUUUCUAUGUUGA